AUGCGUAUGAUUGAUCAUCAAUAUCUAGAGGAUAGGAAAGCAUUAGAGAAUCAUUGGUUAUUUAAAGGUACUGAUGUAUUAGCGCAUGCAGAUCGUGUAGUACCUAAGUUAGGCUGGAGGCAAGUAGAUAGAUUAGGUAAUUUAGAUAUAAAAACACCAGACAUAACUCAGGCAUUUAUGUCCUUACAUGAGGCAGCAAUAUACUCAUGGGUAGUACCUACACAAGAGGAGGAGGAGGAAGAAGAAGAAGAAGAAGGGAUAGAGGAAGAAGAAAUAGAUGAAGAAGAAGAACCUAUUGAUCAUGUUCAUGAUGAUGAUUAUGUUAAUUAUAAUGAUGAUUAUCCUCAUCCUCCUACUGCUGCUCCUACUGGUGCAGCAGCAGCAGCAGCAGCAGCAGAAGCAGGAGAGGAGGAAGAGGAACAGACAGAGGCUGCUGCUUCUGCAGCAGGAAAAGAUAAACAUGCAGGAGAUAUUGAAAUGCAUGCACAACCCAUGACUUCUGCUGCUGCAGCAGGAAAAACAGCAGCAGGAGCAGCAGCAGCACCAUCAGGUACUGCAUCCCCAGCUACAGCAGAGCACGGAACAGCAGGAGGACUACCUCAUCAUGGACCAGCAACCCCAUCAGCAGCAGGAACCCCAGCAACAGCAGCAGGAGGAGCAGCAACAGGAGCAGCAGCAGGAGCAGCAGCAAAUACACCAUCAAGACGUAUGACGGGACACCAAUCCGUAACAGAAGGAAGCACAUGGCAUGCAAGUGCAUCAGGAUUAAGAGGAGAGGAUGCGCAUGCAGCAGAUUAUCCUUGUACACAUUCUGCUGUAUCCUCAUCUGCUGCUGCGGCAGCAGCAGCAGCAGCAGCAGGAUUAGAGGCAUUGCCCUCCAGAGAAGGAGGACUACUCAAGAAACGUACUGUUGCAGAACAGGAGCGUCAGGCACAUAGCCUAGCAGCAAGAGGGCAAGGACUAAAACCUUCUGUCUCCCGUGGCUUUGAUCCAAAAUUUAAUUUACGUUUAAUUGAGCAUGCAACUACAGAUGCAGGGGAGCGUGAGGUGUACGUACACCGUAGAAGGAGCUCAGAUGAGUGCAGCAGCAGCAGCAGCAGCAGCAGCGGAGAAGAAGAAAACUUUGAUCUAUUAGAGGUUACAUUACAAGGAAGAGAUCCAACUACUAUGGCUCCCUUAUAUAAAUUAACUUGUAGGGGAGCAGGAGGUGCAGCAGCAGCAGCAGCAGCAGCAGGAGGAGGAGAUGGAGCAGCAGCAGAUACAGCAGCAGAUAAGAAAAAAGAUAAACAUCUUGUUGCUAAGGCAUUAACUACAUUAAAAAAAGCUGUACAUACAAGAGGACCUCUAUUUGGUGGUGCAGCAGCAGCAGCAGCAGCAGCAGCAGCAGCAGAUAGUCAUGAUCUACGACGUAGUCGUACAUUAGGGUCUAGUAGGCAUGGAGAGAAAACAGCAGCAGCAGCAGCAGGAGGUGCAGCAGCAGCAACAACAGCAGCACGCUUAUCUAAGAGUAAGACAGGUCUUGGUUUAUAUCGUGGUGGUUCGUCAGCAGCAGCAGGAUCAACAGCAGGAACUCCUGCUGCUGCUGCUGCAGCACAAGGUGCAGCAGCAGCAGCAGAAGGACUAUGUGUUAGUAUUAAUAUUAAUGGAGACCCUCUGUCUCCGCAGCAGCUGCUGCAGCAAACAGCAGCAGCAAGAAGAGACAGUGCAGCAAGAAGGUUCGAUACAGAUGCUACUAUUAUAUUUAAUGAUGUACCUAGGGAUAGUUUUGCUGCUUAUAAAAAAAAUAAAAGAGGGCCAGGAGGGAAGCAGCAGCAGCAGCAGCAGCAGCGGCAUCCAUUAGGGUUUGCUGCUUAUGAGGCAUCCUAUGGGGGAGGAAGCUCUUGUAACUCUCGUCGUUCCUCUGUAUCUGGUGCUCUCCCUCCUGCUGCUGCUGCAGCAGGAGGAGGACCUCCUGGUGGUGCUACAACUCCUGCUGGUGCUACUAGCGGUGAGGCAGCAGCAGCAGCAGCAGCUACAGCUGUUGGUGAUUGGAUGAGGCAGCAGCAGCAGCAGCAGCAGCAGCAUGGAGAAGAGGGUGGGGCUCCAGGUGUCCAUUCAAUCCCCAUUACUAAGACAGUAGCUGAUAAGACAGUGCCUGGAUCUGCAGCAGCAGCAGCAGCAGCAGCAGCAGCAGCAGCAGCAGGUGCUGCAGCAGGGAAAGCAGCAGAGAAGAAAGCAGCAGACGAAGCAGCAGCAGCAGCAGCAGUUAAGAUAGGGGCACCAACAGAACUUCCUCCUCAA
This is a messenger RNA of Eimeria maxima, 2280 nucleotides long. Its product is annotated as Sodium/hydrogen exchanger 1, related. The transcript has 4 exons. Lineage: Eukaryota; Apicomplexa; Conoidasida; Eucoccidiorida; Eimeriidae. The record is from RefSeq and is a predicted model, not a curated record. The annotation marks the transcript as partial.